ACGCAGAGGGACGGGCGGCGGCUCUGAUACGUCGUCGUCGGGGAGUUCCUCGUCCUCAUCUUCCUCCUCCUCCGACGGCCGAUCACACCGUACUCGCCGCCGGCGACGCCGUGGGCGCUCCUCGUCCACACUCACGCUCAGCCGGGCGACGUCCGAACAGGACAUCCUCACCCGUAUAACCCAGAUUAAGGCGCGAGAGGAAGCGCGCCAGAUACCCCGUGCAUUCUCAUUAUACCUCCCCCCUUCGCUCGCGGAUCCCCCUUCGCGGCGCAAGGCCGCUACGACGACGCCCGCGCCACGAAUUACGACGACAUCCUCAUUGCAGACCAUUCUCGGACAACUUGACGUUGCGAUCAAGCGCUCGGGCAAGGCUCGUAGGCGCGCGCGCAGGCCGGAUGGAUACCAGGACUACAUGAUGCCGGAGAGCAGUGCAAGUCGCACACAUUCGCCUUCCCCUCGGCCGUUCAAGGGCAAGGGCAAACAGAAGCAGUCAGCAGCGGCAUCGGCGGCAGCAUCAGCAGCAGCGGAUUCUCCCCUCCCCUUGCCACUUACGGCGCCGCCUAAAGCUUGGUUUCUGGACGUUGCUUCCCCCACCUGGCGAGACCUUCAGGCUAUAGGAAAGCUCCUCCACCUUCACCCUCUCACGCUCGAGGAUAUCCUGCAACAAGACCCGCGCGAGAAGUUCGAGCUCUACUCCAAGCUCGGCUACCACUUCAUCUCCUUACGCACGAUUGAGACGAAAGCCCAACGCCAGGACAGGCGAAAGAAGGCUCCCUACUUCGCGCACCUGGACGAAGAGACGGACGGAAGCAUCAUUGGCGAAUCCAAUAUCUAUCUCGUUGUAUUUAAUGAAGGAAAGGCGCGCUCCUUCUAUCGUCAUAGACGGAGAAAACACACGGACAGGAUAAGGAACCGCAUUCUCAAGCUAGAAGAUAUCGUGGACAUGACGUCUGAAUGGAUCGAGCACGGCAUCCUCGACUCCAUUGUCGAUUCCUUCUUCCCCUUUCUGGAGGAGAUUGAGCAGGAAUGUCUCGUUAUCGAAGACAUCGUCUUCGGUGGCAAGGCCUACGAGGAGCCAGCGGCGACUCCGUCUUCGACCGAGACGCUUUUGGCUUCGGAGGACGAGAAGAGGUCCGAGGAACAGAAGUCAUCCGAGGACCAGAAGUCGUUCACGCACAAGCCCGAGGAAAUCGAGAUGGAGAAGUUACCCGUCACGAAGCCUGGUCCGACACAAACCCGCUUCGCCGUACCGCCGCCCAUGCCCUUCCUCCGCCGCGUCCGCCGCUUCGUCCACAAGCGCUGGCGGAGGUUUAUCACCUCAACCAUCCACACGAACCUGAGCAAUACGCCGCUGCGGCGAAUGGCCAGGACGCGGCGGUUGGUGACGCAGCUGGUGCGGUUGCUGGCGAGCAAGUCGGAGGUUAUCACGCAGAUCACGAAGCGGUUGCUGUCGACUACGGGGAUUUCGAGGCGGGGCAAUGGGGAGGAGAGGUUGGAGGUGGCGAUUUACAUGGGGGAUGUUCAAGACCAUAUCCUCACUCUGCACCAUGCGUUGGCACAUUACGAGCGCAUGCUGAGCCAGUCUCACCCCGCGUACCUCAGCCAGCUUCGGCACACGGUCAACGUUUCGAGGCAGGGCAGCGACAAAGCGCUCAUCGUCCUUACCGUCGUCUCCAUCGCGGUGCUCACCUGCCAGGCCGUCAUUGGCAUGUUCUCCCAAAACAUCCCCGUCCCCAACAACCGCGACUCUGGCAAGUACAACGUCUUCGGCAUUGUCAUAGCCAUCGCGGUCUUCACGCUCUUUUUGUAUCUGAAUCUCGUGCGCUACUGGUGGCGGAAGGCGAAGCGGCGACACGCGGCAGCGGCAUUGUAAGAAGAUCAGCGCAAGGGAUAGACGGACGGUGUUGUGCAGAUACGAUAUCAUACCUUACUCGCUGGAUGGUAAUCAGGACUGUAGUUUGGCUGCCUGUGCCCACUGAAUAUACCGUAGAGCACUGUUGGGUUUCACGAAUCCUCGACGGGGCUUAGUGCCGG
Molecule: messenger RNA, 2034 nt
Organism: Schizophyllum commune H4-8
Lineage: Eukaryota; Fungi; Basidiomycota; Agaricomycetes; Agaricales; Schizophyllaceae
Exons: 7
Coding region: 413-1873 (486 amino acids)
Biological process (GO): magnesium ion transmembrane transport; intracellular magnesium ion homeostasis
Cellular component (GO): plasma membrane
Molecular function (GO): magnesium ion transmembrane transporter activity
Source: RefSeq, a predicted model, not a curated record